Sardina pilchardus (European sardine) is the source of this 810-nucleotide messenger RNA. RefSeq names its product high choriolytic enzyme 1-like. The coding region runs from base 1 to 810 and encodes 269 amino acids. Lineage: Eukaryota; Metazoa; Chordata; Actinopteri; Clupeiformes; Clupeidae. The record is from RefSeq and is a predicted model, not a curated record. The transcript has 7 exons. Gene Ontology annotation, biological process: proteolysis. Gene Ontology annotation, molecular function: metalloendopeptidase activity; zinc ion binding.
AUGGCUGUUUUCAAGUUUGCUGUGGGUCUGAUGGCCCUGCUGCUGGUGUCUGCCUGGGCUGAGGAGGUCGAGAAUGCUGUGGAGGAGGACACCACUGCUGAGCUGUCUGUCUCCGAGCUGCUGGAAAGAGCCAACAGGGACCGAACUCCUGACUUGGAUGAGCCUGAGCUGAUGGGAGACAUCGCCAUCCUCAACGAGGGCGAGAGGAACGCUGACCCCUGCACUUCCCGCGGCUGCCUGUGGGGGAAGUACAAUGACGGCAAGGUCUACGUGCCCUAUGUCAUCCAGAACCACUACUCCUCCCGCGAGCUGUCCAUCAUCCAGCGCGGCCUGGACUCCUUCGCCUCCUCCUCCUGCAUCCGCUUCAGGCGCCGCACCAACGAGAGGGACUACAUCAGCAUUGAGUCUCGCAGCGGAUGCUACUCCUACGUUGGUCGUACUGGUAACGCUCAGACCGUGUCCCUGAGCCGUUCCGGCUGCCUGUACCACAGCACCGUCCAGCACGAGCUGCUCCACGCUCUGGGCUUCAACCACGAGCAGACCCGCAACGACCGUGACAACUACAUCCGCGUCUACUGGGAGAACAUCAUCGAUGACAUGAAGUACAACUUCAACAAGAUCAACACCCUCAACCAGGGAACUUCCUAUGACUACAACUCUGUUAUGCAGUACGAGAGGUACGCCUUCUCCAAGAACAACCGCCCCACCAUGGUUCCCAUCCCCAACAGCAACACUUCUCUUGGCAAGGCCAGCCAGAUGAGCCAGAACGACAUCACCAGGCUCAACAGGCUGUACAAGUGCUGUGAGUAG